Messenger RNA from Dermacentor silvarum, 9176 nucleotides. RefSeq lists its product as uncharacterized. The record is from RefSeq and is a predicted model, not a curated record. Lineage: Eukaryota; Metazoa; Arthropoda; Arachnida; Ixodida; Ixodidae. Gene Ontology annotation, biological process: microtubule-based movement. Gene Ontology annotation, molecular function: ATP binding; microtubule motor activity; microtubule binding.
CCGGAAGUAUGUGCCAGCGUUCUGCCGCCUGCUUUCUGGGAGGAUGGUCAUCAGCGGGGAGUCGCUUCUCAACUCCGAGAUACAUGGUGCAAGGCGUGCCAGGCACGCCUGUGGAAACUGAAGAAAACGUGCCUGGCCCUGAUGACUCAGAUACGAGAGGAAAUCGUCCAGGGCCGCUUGUCUACGGGGGAGGAAUCCGUGUCCUCCCUGGUGGCCUCGAGGCUGGCCCGGCUCGACUACCACUCCCCUCUGGUGGAGGGUUGCUGCGACCUCUGCCACUCCCACGGCAGCCAGCUCCGCCGAGAGGCCCUGGACAUGGUUCAGUCGCUGGAGCAUUGGUGUCCCGCCACGGGCAUACCUCUGCACCAGAGGCCCACGUCCCCACCCCAAGCGAUGCGUCGACCUGCCGAGUCCUGUUCGCAACCUGGCCGAAGGGCGCCGACACCGUGGAUGUCUACCCCUACGUCCAAGAAUGGGGACCGUAACGAGCAGGCCUGCGGCUCGGGCGCCGAAAGCAUCGAGCGCCAGGCGCAGUCUUGCGCCGAACAGAGCUGCCGCCCGCCGGCUAGGCCCAGCCUGGUGCAGGAGCUGGCCGCCCGCACUGGCUGCGCGGUGUCGGCCACCAGCGGGUCCGAGUCCGGCGCGUCGCCCUCGUCGAGCAUGGGCGACGUGCCGCCGUUCGCCCCGGCGCCUUCGCCCGCGGGCUCGGCGCCCCCGUGCUCGUCGUACCUGCUCCAGCAGCUGGCCUCCAGCUGCUCCUUCCCCAACUCGCUGGACGGCGUCCCGAGCACCUGCCACAGCUCGCCCUGCGGCGGGCCGGCGUCGUCCGCGAUGCAGCUCCGUUCGUCGCCGUCGGCGGCCGCCUCCUUCUUCGCCAGGGCGGCUCAGCGGCUGAACCUGUCCUCGAAGCGACGUCGACGUCACGGCGGGGGCUCCGCGGUGACCGACGGCUCCCAGUCGGCCGCGGAUGGUCCUGUGUUCGUAACCCGCUACGCGGAACUCUUGCGCGAAUCGCCGCCCGCCGUGCCCCCGGCGCUGCUCCGGGGUCUCAGUCGCAAGGACACUGGCCUCGGAAAGGUGAAAGUGAUGCUUCGAGUGUGCCCUGUUGCGUCAACCGGUGGCGAUUCCUCGUCGUCCGGCUCGACACCGUCGCAUUCUCCGGCCCACGAACCGGGAGCCACUGUCGGCGGCCCCUCCAGCUUUCUCCAAUUGGAUUCCCGCAAGAAACAGGUUACAUUGUACGACCCUACCGUAAGCGGCAGCUGUGGUGGAAGCGCGGACAGGGCCUCCUCUGGCGACGAGGCGACCACCCCGAGCUCUCCAUCCUCCGCCCCCGCCCGAUUGACGGGCGUCGCGGCACCAAAGAUGUUCGCCUUCGACGCCGUCUUCUCGCAAGACGCAACACAGGCGGAGGUGUGCUCCAGCGCCCUGACAGAGCUGGUGCAGGCCGUCGUGAACGGCACGGAUGCCUGUCUCUUCGUCUACGGACCGGCCGGACUCGGCAAGACGUGGACGAUGCUGGGCAGCGGGUCGGCGCAGGAGCUGGGCGCCAUCCCCUGCGCGGUGUCCUGGCUCUUCCGGCUCAUCGACGAGCACAAGCAGCGCACGGGCGCCCGUUUCUCGGUGCGCGUCUCGGCCGUCCAGGUGGCCGGCCGCUCCGAGCACCUGCGAGACCUGCUCGCCGAACAGGCCAACGGCACCGAAGGUUCCGGCACGGCGCCGGGCCUGUACCUCAGGGACGACCCCAUCCUGGGCACCAAGCUGAUGAACUACAGCGAGCUGCGCGCUCCCACAGCCGAGAAGGCUGCCUUCCUAUUGGACGCCGCCGUGGCCGCUGCGGCGGCAGCCAAUCAGAGGUCCGAGUCCGAGAGCCGGAACCGUCACUUCCUGUUCACGCUACACGUCUACCAGUACCGGGUGGACAAGAGCGGGAGAGGAGGAGUGGCCGGAGGGCGCAGCCGGCUGCACCUUUUCGACCUGGGCAGCUGCGAGCGAGGAACCAAGGCUGGCGGUCCUCUCAGCCUGUCCGCUCUGGGAAAUGUCAUCCUGGCACUAUUCAACGCCCAGAAGAGGCUGCCCUUCCGGGAGUCCAAGGUGACGCAGCUGCUGAAGGAGGCCCUGGGGAGUGUCACGUGUCGAGCCGCCAUGAUCGCCCACGUGUCUCCUCUGGCGGCCAACUACGCCGAGACGCUGGCUACGAUACAGCUGGCGUCCAGGGUUCACCGCAUGAGACGCAAGAAGCUAAAGUACGGCUCCACCAUGACGAGCGCUGCGGCGGACGGCGUGGACGGCGUGUGUCGGCCCUUCAUGCGGACCCAGGCGCUGAACGAGGAAGGUUCGGGCCCGCGGUCCGGCAGCUCGGACCCGGAGUACACGUCGAGCAGCGAGCAGUCGUGCGACACGGUCAUCUACGUGGGCCGCCACCAGGACUUCACGGACAACGAGGGCCCGCCGCCCGCGCUCGAGGCGGUGCUGUCGGCGCCCACGCCGCAGAACUCGCCCGCCAGGACCGUGACGGCCAAGCCUCCGGAGUCACCGGCGCGACACGGCGGCAGCAGCAGUGCCUUAGGACCGGCGGUCGCCAGGCAGGAGGCGUCCGCGCCUUCAAAGUGCGCCGCAGCCAAACGCGAUGCCUGCUCCUCUCCCAGCGCCGCCGAGAGCCACGGUAAAGCGCAUCACACGCUGAAGAAAAGCCACCGUGGCGGCGGAGGCUCCGCCAAGGAUCCGCCUGUGACGUCAGCGUCGACGGCGAGCCAGGACGCAGCAGCCGCCGCCGGUGGCUCUAGGCGCGCCAGCGAUGAGCUCUGGAUCGACGGUCCACGCUUCUCGAAGCCACGCUUUGACUCACGCACUCUGGAGCAGCUGCAGAAGGAGCAGUGGGUUGACGGCCCCGCAGUGGCCGCCGCCGUGUACGGCUACAUGGACGACCACAAGAAGAACAUGGUCGAGCGCUGGGUGCAGGAGCACUCGCGCUACUCGCAGAGCCCCAAGGGUGCCAAGAAGCACCGGCCGGCCUCGUCCAACAGGACCGAAGCCGAGCCAAGUCCCAAGUCGACGCCGGAGCACAGAAAGACGAGGACACACCACGAGCACCACUCGAAGAGAAGGAACUCGCCGGAGAGGUGUCACGUGAACGGCGGAGCCGCCAAGGAACACCACGACCGUAGCACAACGCACGACGCUCCUUCAUCGGUGCAGCACGCCAAGUCGUCCAAGUGCGCUCCCAGCAAGAGAGACCAAGGUCAGAACACGACGCGAGAAGAGGUCGCCACCUGCCAGGACGUUCACAUGACGCCCGCCGAAGAGGAACAGCCGGAGUCGCCCGUGCAGAUGCAGGACUGCUGCUUGCAGGUCACUGAAGAAGACAUCCUUGCCGCGACAUCCGGCUGGCCUGCGGCCAACGACGAGAACCCGCUGCCUGAGGUGGACCAGGGAAGCAGCAAGAACGGAGCUGGCGGUGGAAGUCAGGAGAGUCAUCCCCUCCGUGUACUAAGCGACGACGGCCUCAACCUGCCGUCCUCUUUCACGGACUCCAGGUCCGUAAGCGUGGACCUCAACCACGUCGUCGGCGACGACGCCGAGAUCCUGGGACACGUCUACGGGGGCCUGACCUGGAAGCUUCUCCAGGGAACCCUGCUUCAGCGUCGCCGGGAGCGUCACCAGAGGCUCUACGGAGACGACAUGAGCGUCGGCGUCAAGGGAGACGUGCUCACCGAGAAGCUGGAGCGCAUCGCCAGACUGCGAAAGUUGACGUCACCGUACUUCGAUAACAACAACGAGCGGAUACCGUCCCUGCUCAUAAUGCGCAGCGGAACGUCCAGCCCCACGGGAGGCCGCUACGGCAGCCUUCCGAACCGGAAGCAGCGGAAGGACCUGUGCGACGACCACGAUGGCUCCACGGACGACGGCAGUAACAGUGACUGCGCGGACGUCACCAGCACCAAAAGCGAACCGGCUGACUUGGACGCGGACAGGUACGACAUCCAGAGGCUUAACAUCAAGCCCAUGAACGGCCUAAAAUUGGAAGCCUUCUACAACCGCAUCCAGAAAUCAAAUUCCUCGCUCGCCGAGAGCCAAGACCUGUCACCGCCCAAGCUGUCGCCCCAGGGCGACACCCUGUUCCAGUCGUACUCGGAAAAGCUCGAUCUCCUAGCAAAGGACUUCGGCGUGUUCCCGGGUGCGCAAGAUGCUCCGGUAAUAGACGUUCAGCCUCACAGGCUGUUCCCUCUGCUUAACGCGAACGGCGAGGCUGAUGGGCUCCCAGCCAACCAGAAAGUUCCUCCUCAAAGCACAGAGGCUCCGACGGACUCCCCACCAGAGGCUUCGGGGGACUGUGCUUCGCCGGCUGCUUGCUCCUUCGCCAGGCAGCCAAGGCGGCUAAGCAGCGGAGGACCGAGCGAAGACGUCGCCGCGAGGUUAGCGCAGAGCGGCGACCACGCCCCGAGCCAACACCACGCGGAGAAGUCCACCUCUAAGCCUAACAGGGCACUAGCUAAUGGCACUCGCACUAGUUCCUCAACGCAGCAGCAGCAGCAACAACAGCAGCAGCCCGUUAAAACGGAACACUCGUCUCCCAAAAGAGUGGUCGCGCCCGGCUCGAAACCACAGCGCAAACUCAGCUGCGGAAAUGUUCCAGUUCCAGCAGCCGCUGUGGUUGUGACCUCGGCGCACAAGAUUCACAUGUCGCCGUCGCGAGCAGCCGCCAGCCCGACGAACAGCGCUUGCGGCACUCUCACGAGCUGCUGCAGCCCGACUAGGAGUCGAGUGAGCGCCAAGAACGGCCGCGCUCCGACGGCCCCACCUGCGGCUGUGAUCACCAAGGCACCGUGCAGCAACGGCAAGCACUGCGAUCCGACGAGGCUCGCCAAGAAGCCGCAGCACGGUAGCAAACAGCCGCCGGUGGGAGCCACCACGUCGAGCGCCGAUGGUGAUGGCAACCCCACAAGCGCAGCCAACAACCCGCUCUGUCGCAGCGUGUCGACACCUACCACACCGUGUAGUGCGACGGACUCGAAAGCGGCGAUCCAGCGGGCGGAGACGGUGGACUCGGGCGCAUUGCCGUCCCCGUACGCCACGGUGACGCAGGCAAGGCCCACAAUACGCAAGUCGAGCAGCGGCCAUGGCAGCAGCGACUCGAGCAGCUUCAAGGGCGUCAUGAAGACAGUGCAGGUGGUGCAAUGCUCGGGCACGAGCAGCGGAUACGAGAGCAUUAUCCUGCGCGACAGCACUCCGGCCUCCAGCCAGGACUCCGGCAGCGAGCGAGGCAACAAGGAUGGGCGCGGCCGCAAGGGAUCCCGCAAGGCAGCGCAAGUGCAGGUGGAGGAGUCGGCGGCAGGAGCCGAUCGGCGCCGGGCCGGAGCCCACCCGAGAGCCCACCCGUGCGAAGGCGCCAGCACAUGCCGGGACUUGGCAGGCACGUGCAGCGCUGGCACCAGCAGCACGGACACGAUCUGCGCGGAGGAGCUGCCGGGGGCCAGCCCGAAGACGAAGUGGGCUGUGCUGGCCUUUUGUGCUGCAGGCUUCUGGACUUCUACUAGGCGCCGCAGCGGCAGCAUAGGCAGAGGCAGGGGCAGCAGAGCCCCCUCAUAGUGGACAAACUGGCCUGUGUGUGCGUGCUGUGUGUGAAUGUGCGCGGGAAACUGUUCGACCCGUAAUAACUUGAUACUGACAGGGGCUUUCUUUGUUUUUCCUUCUCGAAAACCAGUGUUUUUACCACAGCAGACGAGCGUCAUGGUGCGUAUGGAAGAGAGCCUGCUUCGCAACUUUCGAUGACAAUAAUAACAGAUAGCAUUAGCAUAGCCGAAACAUGGCAACACUAGAUGUAAAUACAUGCACCGGAAUACGCGAGCACGUAGAACGCGAGCAACCCCGCCAGCGGCGACAUCGUGUGGCAUUGUGAUCAGUCAAAACGCGUAAGCUUUAACUCCAAUAAGGGGAGCGCCCGUGAGCCAUCAGACCUCGGGGGUAAUGACGUUAGAAACACUACCCGCAUUGUAUCGUCUGAUCAAAAAAAAAAAAAAAAGUCAAAUAUACCUUCGCGAAAAUGGCAUUGCUGCAGAAGCUUUUACACAGGCACAUAAGUGAAAUAAGUACAGUGGAGUCAUUGCAAUAAAAGUUUUCUGUGCUUCUUUUUAAACAUCGUGCCGUUAGAUGUCACCAGAAGCGUUGUUCCUCGCGUCUACAUCUUCGAGUGUGCGUCUGCAAUGUGCUGUCAUUGUUAUUGAGUGAAAACCGUUCGGAAAAGGCACUGAGCACUGAAGCUGUAGAUCUUGAGACAUCAAACUGAGCACUGGUCUUUGCCCUCGGCCAAGACGGCCUUCACGCAACCAGGAUGACGUUCACGUCCCGUCACAGAGCACGGUCGUUACUUCUGCUGGGUUUGUUAAAGCAACAAGUAAUUCUGUGUAAGCUCGAGACGGAUGCGUUUUACGGAAAGACGGGACAUAAAAGUGUUUUAGCAUAGCGUCAUCGUCUAACGUCGAGCUGAGGACAAAGUAUUAGCAACGCGUUUAUCAUUAUGAUUGAAAUAAGCAGUUUGGUUUGGCGUUGUAAGGCCUAAGACAAGAUGUCACUAUGCCUCGGAAGAGUUUCGAUUUCUACCUACCAGGUGGCGCCACGGAAUUUAGCGUUGAUUUGUCUGUAAUUAGUUUCCUCUUGACCAGAGGACCGCCGUAUUUUCGCUUCAUGUUGCCUAGUUUCGUACACGUCGUCCCGGUAAACUUGCGGAACUGACUGUCAAAGACAUGUUCUAUUUGAAAAAAAAAAGGAAAAACUGCCUAAAUCAAAACUAUUCAAUAUACUGUACAAAAAACAUUUCGCCAGAAUGAGCACGACAGGAGCUGAAAUUUCUGUUUGAAGUUCAAGCGAUAGGACGCGAAAGGUAAACCAAGACGCUAAAACAAGCCAGCUUUAGCCGAGUCAUGGCAGCUAGUUUCUACACGGUUACAAAUCCAGGAUAGAUCCCGAAGUUGUCAUUACUUUUUUUUAACGGUGGCUUUAACGGGCGCUGGCACUAUUCCUGAAAUCAGCGCAGCAUACGGACGUCCUCUGAGCCCGCAGUAUAUUUUAUUAGAAAUAACGAGAAAAAAUAACUUUACGUUUAACGUUAGUCAAGAGCCUACGUGGAGCAACUCGAUAUUUAGAGGGUUUUCUUCUUCUUAUUCUUCUUCUUCUUCUUCUUCUUCUUCUUCUUCUUCUUCUUCUUCUUCUUCUUCUUCUUCUUCUUUACUCAACUGACAGACACUUUGAACAUGACCCAGGUGGAUAGAAAAAUUCUGAUAAAUACGAAAUAUACCAAAUUUACUCCGAAUAUAGCGCUGUGCUUAACACAAAUUUACAAUGUUUUCUCUUAACUCCAGAGGUUAUCUUAAAAUUAAGAUGUUUGCUUUUUGAAAUGCUCCCAUGCUUGUUUGUGCAUGUACUAAUUGGUCGCUGGAUAUGUCUACAUAUAGAGCUUAAGUUUCUUGUUUUCUUUUCUUCAGCUGCGUCUGAAGUUUCAUUCUCUAGAUAGCCGCAACAGAACAGUAUUGCUCACCUCUUAUGCCAUCACCUAUACUCGGGGGCAACCUUUCUUGGCAGUGCAGGGAAAGCUAUGGGACCGAAGCGCAGAGACUCCUUACGCGCCAAGAAAUAGUUCCCUAAAUUCAUUAUUAAUUUUCACAGUUCCAUGGCUCAAGUAAAUUCUACUACAUUUAUUGAUAUGUUAACAAUGAUUAUGAGAAGCCGUACAUGGUAUACUAUAAUUAUUAUGCUCUUUGAAAAAGAAUUCCUUACAUUUAUUUAUUUUUUUAUUUCUCGGAUCCCACAAUGUUUUCUGAGCACCUGUUCUGUACAGUAAACAGGGUGCAGAAGCACGGAUAACCGAGCUGAGGGGCGCGUCUGUAGACAUACCUGAUAAAAAAAAAUCUUUGGUGAGAACGCAGUUCUCACAAAAAAAUCUUGACGUGGCAUUUUCAACGGUAAAAUCAAUAUUUCGUCAAAUUUUGGUAAACAUCCAGGGCUAUAUCGGAGGUUGUGAAGACGGGCAACGGGCGUACACAGCAUGUAAUCAAAACCGAAACUGUCCCCGAAAGAAGCUGCUAGCUGCCGCACUACUUGGCGGAGUAACACUAUCGUGCAGAAGCUCCACCUCCUCUAGCCGUCACUUCAAUACCAAGAUAAGUUGUACCAUGGUCCCUCGAAAGCUAUUAAGGGACUAUGGUUGUACCCAAGGAGGUUUAAAAAAAAAAAGAACCUCCUUGGAUGUACCCGAGUAUAGCAGGGGGUUUUCAUCACAAGCCACAGCUCAUUACGCACACUCCAUUGCAUAAGAGCUAUAGCUCGGCAGAAUUAAAAGACGCGAUUCUAUAAAGAAAACAAUUUCAUCUGUUCGCCAUCCAGUUAAAGAGGACGUGCCAGAUGCUGCGUGCGCACAAAAAGUGCGGUAACAGUACUUGUUGCUAGGCCGGAUGUUUCAUAGUUAUUACGGUAUGAUAGGACGCGAAACAUUGUGAAGUAAGAUGAGACGCUCUUUACUGUCCUGGUCUUACUUCACAUCGUUUCGCGUCCUAUUACACCGCAACAAGUGGGAUAAUUUUCCUCGCUAAACCCACUUCAAGAGGAGGACCGGCGCGUAGCGCCACCUACAUUAUCGUCUCUCCUACUGGAAUCAGCAUCAACUCCAGCACAAGCAGACGGCAGACUUGACCAGAACGUCGUCUGCAAGAACCUGGCACCUGCGGGAACGCAGUGAAGGGUUCGCUUCCACUCCCGUACCAUGAUCUCCAGAACGAGCCAAGCCAAGACAAGCAACGUGCCACUUUUUCACAGCCGACGGUGGAUAAAACGAACUCCGUCAGUUACGGCCCGCGCGGACUGAUAUUGCUCGGAAGUGUGCAUGCUUGUGUUCUGCAUACAGUUCGUCUGCCUACUAGUUUUGUAUACCACGUGUGUUUGUUCCAUAGCGUUCAGAACCAGUAAGGUAAAACACAUCUCUUUGUACACACGCUUCUUCGAAUCCUCCCAGAGAAGAGAAGAAACUUUUUGGACACGCGUUGUCGAGUGUGUAAGCGUGAACUGAGCGCCAUGUUGCGCGAGGAGGAUCUUAAUAAUAUCAAAAAUACAAACACAAGCGGGUGCGUGCCGACUGUGUGCCCCGCUCUGUUGUUCAUUUGUACGUGUUAUAUUAAAAAGUGUUA